Pristis pectinata (smalltooth sawfish) is the source of this 1908-nucleotide messenger RNA. RefSeq names its product spindle and kinetochore associated complex subunit 2 (gene ska2). Bases 242 to 907 code for a protein of 221 amino acids. Gene Ontology annotation, biological process: cell division; chromosome segregation; mitotic cell cycle. Lineage: Eukaryota; Metazoa; Chordata; Chondrichthyes; Rhinopristiformes; Pristidae. The record is from RefSeq and is a predicted model, not a curated record. Gene Ontology annotation, molecular function: microtubule binding. Gene Ontology annotation, cellular component: outer kinetochore; spindle microtubule. The transcript is spliced from 8 exons.
UUGCGCGCCGUUUAACCGCCACCCGGCGCUGUUCCUCGGUUGACAGCCAGCUGCCAGGUUGCGCGCGCAAACGCCGUUCAGGUUUUUUUUUAAAUUUAAUGAUUCGGUCGACCUUUUUUUCAUUUAUUUCUCCUUUUCGUUUUGUCAAGAAACUCCGCGUUGGUAAUUUUGUGCGCGAGUGACAAAAAAGAAAGCAAAGACGGCAUGAGCUACGGAAACAAGAUAAUCUUCAAGUCUUUGGAUGGACUGUUCCCGCCAUUUUGAGAAGGCAGAGUCUGAUCUGGAUUACAUUGAACACAAACUAAAGUUUGAAAUACUGAGAGAACUUCCACAGAACACUGCACAACAGGAAAAUCCAAUAAAAUUGCUGGAGCAACUAAGGGUAAUAAAAUUACGGUAUCGUGAGUUGUGUGCAGAAGCAGAUCUGAUCGCUAUAGAGCGUAAAGAAUCAGUGGACUUCAUCCGUACACAACUUGCCACUACAUUGCAGUUAGUACAAAAGCUGCAGGACCAAAGUGAUCUGAAGUCUUGUCCCCUGACAGAAGAUGAGCAAUGGGCUAUGCAGAAGGUUAUGAAGUCAGAGAUUUUGGCUGGAGCAGAGGCACCCUGUGCAGAGCCUCAAACACCACAGCAGUUGGGAGGUGAGUUUAAACCUAUCACUAAAGAGAUGUUCACAUCUGUGCCAAAAAAUGUAAGGCAGACUGUGAAACUUACCAACUUGAACACACUUUAUAAGCAGCUCUUUGACCACUUCAUAAAGAACAAAAAUAGUUCUGCGCUGACUGUGAUGCAGAUGAUGAAACUCAACAUGAAGAUGAAUGAAGCAGAGUUAAAAACACUCAAAGCUCUGGAACUCAUUCAACUAGACAAAAAAGGACGUGUCUGUCUCUUGCUGCAUCAUUCCUAGAUCUACCAGAGUCUUCCACCAGAGCAGAUUUCUACUUGAUCUUGUGUAAAUUUAAGUGCAGAUUUGCAGAUGUCUGGACCAGAGAAUUGAAAAUGUGGUGCAAGAAUUUGAGGUGCUUUACUUUUUGAAGUAAAACAUUAAGAUUUCAGAUGCAGUUUCAGUUGUGAUCUCUGUGCAUUAGGAGCUGGUCUCCAAAGUAUGCUGGACUUGACAUUUAAUACAGAGAAUGGGUAUGUGGACCUGCUGGUUUCCCAAAGUCCACUUUAGUCAGGCAGCAGAAUCAUGUGCUUGUGGUUCCUGAAAUCUGCAUUGAGAUGUUUCUUAAUGCAAACAGUCAUUGAACUUGUGUCUAAUUUCCAAGAAAAGGGUUUGUUCCCUUAGUGUUUAUCCCCUGCAUAUCAAAUUGAGCAAUGCUGACCUACACAGGAGUACAGCUGCCACAAAUUAGUAAAUGCAGCAGUUUCAAUGAGCACUUUGGUAAUUUAGAUGAAUGACAAAAUAUACAGUAAAACUCAUCUGGCAUUUGAAAGUUCAGAAAAACUGAAUGUUAAGUAUCUGGUUCAUGCACUCAUCCGGUGUGUGGCCAGGAGCUGGAGUUGGGGAUAUGGUUUUGCAGCAGGAACCAGGGUUUGGAAUAUUUGUAUACUGCUUUUAAACUUGCCAGGCUCACUGGAAAAUUUAUACUACUGUAUAACAGAAUAUUAGUGCAACCAGUAGUCCAGUAAAUCUACUAGUUUGGGACCACCAAAGACCCAACGCUGCUGGGUGGUUGGAGUUUCAUUAUGUACUGUUAGAUUGGCCCCCAGUGAGUUUAAACCAUUCCACCAGCUGAAUGUGUCCUGAGCUGAAGAGAAUGAUUGGAUAAUCUGGUUUUGAUAAUGUAUUGCAUGGAUAUGUGAAGUGUAUGAAAUGCUUAAACAAUUUGUUUUAAGAAAGGAUAUUUUGUCACUUUGGAUGAUCUUGUCAACUUUUGAUGUUAAAUAAAGUGGAAUGAGAUUAUA